AUGAAGCUGCACUUCAGCAUCACCGCCGCCGAGGAGCUGCGGGAGAGGCGCGGGGGCCGCUACGUGCUGUACUCCGUGUGCCUGGAGGGCUUCCUGCUCGGCAAGGCGCGCUACAGCCAGCUGCGCCGCUGGGACGCGCAGCUGAGGCGGCUCUUCGGGAGCACCGUGCCUGCUUUCCCACCGAAGUUUUACCUGGCAAUGACCAAGUCCAUGGCUGAUGAGAGACGGUCUCAGCUGGAGCAGUACCUUCAGAACGUUACUUUAGAUUCAAAUAUUACCAACAGUGAUGUCUUCAUAGGUUUUUUCCGAAAGCUACAGCAGGAUACGUUUAAGAUCGAAACCCAGAGAGCUUCUUUGGAUGUUUACCUUGCUGAUGGCAGCAAUAUUACACUUGAUAUCCAGACCUCAGACACUGCAGAAAGAAUAUUAGAGGUUGCAUCAUACAAGAUGGGGCUAUCAAGAGAACUAAUAGGAUAUUUUACCCUAUUUUUUAUUCAAGAUCACAGUGAUGGAGCUCUCUCUGUGGUGAAAAAAGUGGCAGAAUUUGAACUUCCUUAUGUGAGUCUUCAGAGCAUGAAGCAGUUGCACUGUAAGCUUGGAAUCAGGAAGUGGUAUAUGGAUCCUUCUCUUGAUGCAUUGCUGAUGGAUUGUAGAGCUUCAAUGAAUUUGUUAUAUAUGCAGGCAAUCCAGGAAAUAGAGAGGAAUUGGAUUAAACCAACAGAGAGGGAAAUACAGGAGCUUGAAUUUCUACAAAAGACUGCAAACAAAGUGAAGUUCCUGGAGCUGGUUCGAGAAAUGCAGUUCUAUGGAUACAUACGACUUGAUCCUUGCAUUUGCGACUACCCAGAAGUAGGUUGCUCAGCUGAUAUCUAUGUGGGCAAUAAUGAAAUUAACUGCUGCAUAAAAUUGCCUACUAAACAAACCAAAGAGGUCAGCUUUAAGAUCAACAGGUUGAGACGUUGGCAAGUCACUUUUCUUGGUCCGGAAAAGGAUGGUGAAGAAGAGACCCUGGAACUCAGAUUUGAGUACAGAGAUUCAGAUAAAUGGCAGUGGAUAAUUUUUUACACAAAACAGGCCUUUCUGCUGAGUAGCUGCUUGAAAAAAAUGAUUUCAGAACAGAUGAUGAAGGCAAGCAAAGAAGACCAAGAAAUGGAAAUCAAGAUGCCUGAAUCCACAAAAAUUAGUAAGAAACCAAGCAUCCAACAGAAACAGGUAGUUCAUUCCAGUUUUAUAGCAAGGAGAAGAUUUUUGAUUCAGCCAGAUGAAGAGGAUUAUGUCUUUGAGAAAAUAAGAGAGGAGGACCUGUGACAGUCUCAUUUAGAUAUUGUCUUUUGAGAUUAAUUGUCUGAAAAUCAAACUCUUUGAAAUCUUGAAUUAUAAGAAAAGUAUCUUCAGCAUAAUUCCGUGCCUUUGAAAUGGUCUUUAUUUAUGGAAUAUAUAACUGCAGUGAACAAUCAUUUGAGUUAAAAUGUGCUAUGAACCGGGAGACAGCCAUCCUGUCUACAUGUGGGCUUUUUCACAAUGAAAGUAUUGGGACAGAAAAGGAGGGUGUUAACUAGAAAAAAGUUUUAAGAUAUUAGAGGGAAAAAGUACUUUGCUUUAAUGUAUCAGUAUAUACUGCUUCUGUGAGUAUUCAUGUAAUUAAUGUGUUGGCUGAGUAGGCUAUUGCUCUCCUUUGCUGGGACCCAUCAUUCCUUUUCUUAAGCAGAACAGACUAUUGCAGUGCUCUUACUGUGCUUUGAGGUACCAUCAGUGCUGAUAUUCAGGGGAAGCUAGACCCAACAUUAACCAUGUCACUAAGCUGUUUGCUAACUUGAGGAGACUGAAGUGCCUAAACCACAGUAGUCCGUAUCGGGCUUCAAUUCUUUGAUUCUUCUUACCGUGCUUGCUUUGAAAUGCAGAAUCAGAGGAGAGAACAGGGAAGGGAAGUGAGAAUCAAAAAUUGCCAAAUUCUGUUAUGUUGGGGAAAAUCAAGUAACUUCAGCUCUGGUUUGCUGACAGUUUUCCGCUUGCACUUAUACAUCAAAACAUGGGGAGGAAACAACAUCUCGCUAUACAUAGAGGAAUUGCACUCUUGCCUGAUUUUUUUUUUUAAGCUCGCUAUUGUGCUGUAAAUUGGGGAAGCUUUCCUUCCAGCACAAACGUGUGCUACCCAUCAGAGAAGCACAGCUUUGAUAACUAAAGGAAAUCCUGAAGAAAGUUAACAAAAGAAUAAA
Rhea pennata is the source of this 2216-nucleotide messenger RNA. RefSeq names its product sorting nexin 31 (gene SNX31). The transcript has 14 exons. Gene Ontology annotation, cellular component: early endosome. The record is from RefSeq and is a predicted model, not a curated record. Lineage: Eukaryota; Metazoa; Chordata; Aves; Rheiformes; Rheidae. Gene Ontology annotation, molecular function: phosphatidylinositol binding. Bases 1 to 1308 code for a protein of 435 amino acids. Gene Ontology annotation, biological process: intracellular protein transport; endocytic recycling.